Molecule: messenger RNA, 872 nt
Organism: Rhipicephalus microplus (southern cattle tick)
Lineage: Eukaryota; Metazoa; Arthropoda; Arachnida; Ixodida; Ixodidae
Product: lens fiber major intrinsic protein
Biological process (GO): transmembrane transport; water transport
Cellular component (GO): plasma membrane
Molecular function (GO): water channel activity
Source: RefSeq, a predicted model, not a curated record
CCAUGGCCAGCACCCCAUGCUCGCCGCUGCGACGCAUGCGGCGCCUCAUGGACUCGCUGCCCGAGGAGCCCCCGCCGUGCCGGCGUGAACUGGCCAGUCGGCCCCUGUGGCGGCGCGUGUUUGUCGAGCUGCUGGGCAGCCUGCUCUUCACGGUGUUCACGGUGCCUCUGCAGCCGCGAAGGCAGCAGGCUGCCGACAGCGGGCCCCUGCAGUGCAGCGUGGCGAUGGGUGCGAGCGCGGCAGCGCUCGCUCACUGCUUCGCAGGUGACCUCAACCCGGCGGUGACGCUGUCGCGACUCGUCGGACGUCGUCUGAGCGUGGUGCGCGCCCUGCUCUGCGUGGCCGCACAGUGUUCGGGAGCGUGCCUGGGCGCUGCCGCCCUGUACGGACUGGCACCCCGCGACCAGCGGCCCGCGCAGCAGCCGCCCCAGCAGCUGGCGCAGGGCCUGCACGCCAGCCAGGCCUUCGGGGUCGAGUUCUUGGGCACCGUGCUCGUGGCACUGAGUGCUCUGGCCGCGGACCGCGCUGCCUCGGGUCCCCUGGGAGUCGCGUACGCGGCCGCUGCGCUGUUCGCGUACCGCUUCACGGGCGCCGGACUAAACCCGGCGCGCUCACUGGGGCCAGCGCUCAUCACUAACACGUGGAGUCACCACUGGGUCUACUGGGCGGGACCGAUGUUGGGCGGCUUGAUGGCAGGCUUCACCCACGAGUACACGCGGGGAGCCAGGCCGGGCCUGGAGUCGGCGCAGAGCCUGCGAGCCUCGCCGCCCGCGGGCCAGACGGCCAGGAACCACCACGUCAAGCGCGACAUCAGCGGCCUCAGCAACGACACUGAGCUCACGCUCACGUCCAACAACGACUGUCGCGUCUGA